AUGAAGUUGAGCAGUGUUGUUGUUGGUAUUGCCUCCAUGGCUGCCUUAGCUAGUGCAGCUGAUGACGCCACCAGAGAAAUCGUCACUGUCACCGUCACCGGAACUACCGAAACCCACAAGUACGGUAGAUUCGACAAGACCAAGGAGUCUUCCAGCUCCACCUCCACCGGUACCCACAAAUUCGACAAGACCAAGGGACCUUUGACCACCACCGUCUACGUGCAACCAUCUGGCGUCCGUAAUGAUGCUGUCGUCUUCCCCAACAGAUUGGCCAACGGUUCUAACGGUACCAACGGCACCAACGGCACCAGUGGCCACUCUUCUGACAACGCUGGUUACGCCAACUCCUUGAACCUUGGUGUUGCCGGUGCCAUUGCUGCCGGCUUGGCCAUUAUCAUCUAA
Messenger RNA from Suhomyces tanzawaensis NRRL Y-17324, 402 nucleotides. It is a transcript of the gene PGA14, whose product is annotated as Pga14p. NCBI's taxonomy places the organism in Eukaryota, Fungi, Ascomycota, Pichiomycetes, Serinales, Debaryomycetaceae. The record is from RefSeq and is a predicted model, not a curated record. The transcript has 2 exons. Bases 1 to 402 code for a protein of 133 amino acids.